AUGGACUCGCAGCCGCCGUCAGCCUGCGUCACGGACACCGGAGACCAGACACGUGUGGAACUCGUCGACCUGCGCACGCUGAGCCCCUCCCUGCGCUUCGACAUACGCUAUGCCACGACCAACAACUUCAUGGGCGCCGCCUUCUAUACCACGCCCGGCGCGUUCCUGCAGAGGCCUGCGGCCGAGGCGCUGGUGCGAGUGCACGACAAGCUGCAGGAGCUGGGCUAUGGGCUGUUGGUCCACGAUGCCUACAGGCCCUGGCAUGUGACCAAGAUGUUCUGGGACGCCACACCGCCAGAGAAAAGAAUCUACGUUGCCGAUCCCGACAAAGGCUCUGAGCACAACCGUGGGUGCGCUGUGGACUUGACGCUGUACUCGCGGGCCACGGGCGACGUGGCCGAGAUGAUCGGCGGCUACGACGAGUUCUCCCAACGGUCGCACGUCAACUACCCCGGAGGCACCUCCCUGCAAAGAUGGCUUCGCAAGCUGUUGCGGGAUGCCAUGGAGAGCGAGGGCUUCGCGGUCUACGAGUACGAGUGGUGGCACUUCGACUACCGCGACGUCCUGCGCUAUCCCGUCCUCAACUUUUCCUUGGAGGACUUAACUUAG
Acanthamoeba castellanii str. Neff is the source of this 609-nucleotide messenger RNA. RefSeq names its product peptidase M15D, vanX Dala-D-ala dipeptidase. The transcript is spliced from 5 exons. Lineage: Eukaryota; Discosea; Longamoebia; Acanthamoebidae. Gene Ontology annotation, molecular function: metallopeptidase activity; dipeptidase activity. Gene Ontology annotation, biological process: proteolysis. Bases 1 to 609 code for a protein of 202 amino acids. The record is from RefSeq and is a predicted model, not a curated record.